Messenger RNA from Ramularia collo-cygni, 1785 nucleotides. RefSeq lists its product as uncharacterized. The coding region runs from base 1 to 1785 and encodes 594 amino acids. Gene Ontology annotation, cellular component: membrane. The transcript has 3 exons. Gene Ontology annotation, biological process: cell surface receptor signaling pathway. NCBI's taxonomy places the organism in Eukaryota, Fungi, Ascomycota, Dothideomycetes, Mycosphaerellales, Mycosphaerellaceae. The record is from RefSeq and is a predicted model, not a curated record. Gene Ontology annotation, molecular function: transmembrane signaling receptor activity.
AUGGCAAAUACAACGUCGCCUUAUCUAGGCGGAUGUAUUGCACCGUUUCUGGACCAUUCGCUGUUCCCCAGUGAAGGCGGCUUCACCUCUGGACGAUUUUGCGCACCCAUAGACCUAUUACCGGGGACACCAACAUGUUGUUUACCCUGUCCAGCAACAGAGUGGGCGUACUCUUCGGACUUUCAGACAUAUGGCCGAGCAGCUGAAUGGCUGAAUGUCAUCGGGCUAGUUCUACUUGUGUUCAUGUUGCUGUCUUAUACCGUACUGCCCGCACAGCAGACCCGAAGUCACUACCUGAGCAUCUGUCUGAUCUUCGCAAUAAUGCUAAUAGCAAUCGGAUUCACUGUUCCCCUCGCAGCGUCGCCCGACCAAUGCUUCAACGAGAUUACCCCGAAUGAUAUGUACUCUUCGACAGAGUGUGCUGUUAGUGGCGCUUGCAUCAUCGCGGGAGGACUCUCAGCAGUCAUGUGGAUCUUCAUACGUGCGCUGUCGAUGAAUCUACAAAUCUGCUGGGACAUUGCACCUGGACGCAAAUUCUUCUACGCGUCCCAACUUUUCGGAUGGGGAAUCCCCGCGGUUCUCUUCUGCAUUACCRUGACAAUUACAGGCGUGUCAUUCCGGUUCGGAUCGGCAUGCCAUGUCAACCACGACAACAGCAUGGGUGACUUCUGGGGACCUCUCCUGGCGUUUGCUGGAGCUGCUGGUAUACUGCAAUGCAUCACGUUUGGAUACUGCAUCCAAGUGUACAUGAAGAAUCUCUGGUCGGAUGAAUCAUCGACCCAAGCAAGUGGGCACGGGAGCUCCAAUCUGCCUUCGUACAACAACAGUGUCCGCACACAGACUGCACGCGCAGUCUAUCAGCGGCUGAAGAAGGUCCUCUGGCUACAAUGGAGGGGUAUUGCCAUUGUCACCAUAAUUCUGGUGGACGUGAUCUUCUUCUCGAUCGUCUUCGUACAGCUGGACGGACUACAAAACGCGAUCCUGGCGAAUCUGAAAAGAUUGGAGCCUUGGCUCGUUUGUUUGGCCUCAAAUCCGAACGACAGGGACCAGUGUUUGUAUUUAGUCGACGGCUGGCUGGUGAACGAGCCAACAGUGGUCGCAGUUCUACUGUUGCUCUCUUUGACCGGAUUGCAGGCAUUCAUAUUCCUGACUCGGCCGUCCAUUUUCCCUGCCUGGUGGAAUUUCAUGAGAAGGAAAAAUAUGGUACAGCAAGAAUUCGUCAGCCUGGAUGCACGGCAAAAGAAUCUGAUGCGCAGCAACUCAAAGCAGGAGCUGUUGAGAUAUCAACGCGGCCACCAGGCGACGAACUUUGAGCUGCAAUCAAAGCCAACUCCUGUCGUGGCGGUUGACUAUGACCGCAAACGCGUCAGCUCUUCCAUUAGCUCGCCGGAGGAAGCGUACAAGAGCCCACUAUCUGCCAUCAGCCAUGAUACGGCGUUGGAGAGCAGGACCCAAUCACCUAGGAUUGAUCGAGGAUAUGUGCCACCGGAAUAUGUUGGUUCAAUCACGCCAACACUGGCUAACGAGGUCCAUACAAAUCCUCCAGCGGCUGGCUACUCACAGCCAUACUCCAGCCACGAUUAUUUCGCGCCGACUAUGGUGAGCUUGGGCCGAGAAAGGCGCUACAAUGCUCCUGCUACGAGCUUUUCAGCACCUAUGAGAGCAGUCAGUUUUGAGAGGAGGGAGUCCGAUGGUGAAAGCAGCCUUUCGCAACAUCCGCCUAGCGACGUUGAUGGAAGCGCAGAUGAGCUCGAUCCGCGUGGUGGUCGGAGACAACGACGAUGA